Molecule: messenger RNA, 636 nt
Organism: Symbiodinium sp. CCMP2456
Lineage: Eukaryota; Dinophyceae; Suessiales; Symbiodiniaceae
Source: the annotation of a GenBank genome assembly
AUGUUCAGCUGGGUGGUACUUCCUUUCAGACGCGAGUGGGUGAAUCUUGCUCAUGCGGUUAGUUACGAGUCGCAGGAGAAGGUAGAAAGAUUACUUCGCUAUCUUUGUGAUCCGAAUAUGGGAGACGACGAUGGCACUCCGUGCCUUCACCUUGCUGCUCGGCGUGGAGAUGCUGGCAAAGUCCUCUUGCUCUUGGAGGCCGAAGCUGACCUAGAGAAAGAGGACCAGUAUGAUGGUGUAACGGCUUUGUACAUGGCUAGUGCGGCGGACAGUCUGGAAACGAUGAGGGUUCUUCUGGACGCCGGAGCAAACAAGGCCAAGGCAGUCCGUUGUGUGUGCAGCAGGAUAUGCCGUGUUGGCUGUGGCUAUGACGAGGACCUCGAUGUGAAAGACGGCCGGCGGGCUCUUCAGCAACUGCUGCAAGCGCAGGCCGACAUAAACCUCGCCGACCACUCUGGGAGGACGCCGCUCCAUCUCCUUGUGAUAGAGACGGUUAUGGCGGCCAAGACCUCAGCAAGGUCGCAGGUUGGUUGUUGCAGGUCAGAGCAAACCCGAGCUUGGUGGACAAUAGAGGCAGGACGGCACUUCAUGAGGCUGCAGAGAGCAACCGUACCGGGGCCGUGCAAAGGCUUUUGA